CGUUGGGAAGUGUCCUCAGCGGCCGCGGGGGUUCAAACGGACGGCGCCGAUCGCAUCACGCGCCGACGGCGCCGUAUAAGGCGACCUCGCCUGGCUACGUGCACCCGAGUCUUUGUGUGAUCCCGCCGCGCAGCAACGGAAGGGGAAAAACCAGCCAAGAAGCUUUGGGGGAUUCUCAGAGGAGCAGCUGCGGAGAAGAAGAGGAGGGGGGCAUGGCUGAGCACAAGGAGGAACCUGUGACGGAGUCGAUGAUGGACAAGAUCUCCGAGAAGUUCCACGGCGGGGACUCCUCCUCGUCGUCGGACUCGGACGAUGAGAAGAAGAAGGGGUCCUCGUCGUCGUCGUCGGCGGCGGCGGCCAUGAAGGCCAAGAUCUACCGCCUCUUCGGCCGCGAGAGGCCCGUCCACUCCGUCCUCGGCGGCGGCAAACCUGCUGAUCUCGUCCUAUGGAGGAACAAGAAGAUCUCCGGCGGGGUCCUCGCCGGCGCCACGGCCAUCUGGCUCCUGUUCGAGGUCAUGGAGUACCAUCUUCUCACCUUGGUGUGCCACUGCCUCAUCCUUUCCCUUGCCGUCCUCUUCCUGUGGUCCAAUGCCUCCACUUUCAUCAACAAGUCUCCACCAAACAUUCCUGAGGUGAAAAUUCCGGAGGAUGCGGCUGUUAACGUUGCACUCUCACUGAGAUAUGAGAUCAACAGGGGCUUUGCUACCUUGAGGGAGAUUGGACAUGGCCGUGAUCUAAAGAAGUUCCUGAUUGUUAUCGCUGGUCUGUGGCUUCUUUCAGUUCUUGGUAGCUGCUGCAACUUUCUGACAUUGUUCUAUAUAGUCUUCGUGGUGCUCUAUACCGUGCCAGUUCUGUAUGAGAAGUAUGAGGACAAGGUUGAUGCUUUUGGUGAGAAGGCCAUGAUUGAACUAAAGAAGUAUUAUGCCAUCUUCGAUGAGAAGUGCCUAUCGAAGAUUCCAAAGGGUCCUCUGAAAGAUAAGAAACACUAGAUUGGUAGUAAGGUACUUGUAUGGAAGUGGAAUCAGCAUCUAUGUUAAUCACAACUUGUUACCUUUGAUUUUGAAGGUUGGUUUGUGUCCUUAUGUCUCUAGUUGAUGGUACAUAUCCAUAUGGGCAACUCUAGUGUGACUGGUAGUCGUGAUCUGCUGAAAGUUGUUGAUGUUGUUUUUGGUUUCAACUUUCAGCAUAGUUGCUCUAUCUGGAAGCUUGAAAUAUAUUAUGCUAUUUAUCAAUAUCCAAGUGAACUUUGUGGUACAA
Phragmites australis (common reed) is the source of this 1257-nucleotide messenger RNA. RefSeq names its product reticulon-like protein B1. Lineage: Eukaryota; Viridiplantae; Streptophyta; Magnoliopsida; Poales; Poaceae. The transcript has 5 exons. Bases 213 to 989 code for a protein of 258 amino acids. The record is from RefSeq and is a predicted model, not a curated record.